Messenger RNA from Triticum turgidum subsp. durum (durum wheat), 1011 nucleotides. NCBI's taxonomy places the organism in Eukaryota, Viridiplantae, Streptophyta, Magnoliopsida, Poales, Poaceae. The record is from the annotation of a GenBank genome assembly.
AUGGCGGCGGCGGCGGCGACGGCGCAGCCAGGGCUCGACGCGCGCGAGUGGGACGAGGCGGCCCGGCUGCCGCCGCGCUGGUCGACCCCGUCUCUAUCGUCCAAGCGCACAGCGGCCCCGUUUACGACGCCAAGUUCUACAAUGAUCCGAUUCAGCCGCUGCUCUUCAGCUGCGGGGAUGACGGCCACAUUCGGGGUUGGAGAUGGCACGAGAUGCAGAGCUGCCUUCUGCCACUCUCUCUGCAAGAGCACUUAUUUUGAUCUUUCUCAUGAUAUUUUACCAUUGCAUUUUUCCCCAGGGGAUCAUGUUGAACCAAUACUUGACUUGGUUAACCCUCAGCAUGAAGGCCCUUGGGGUGCACGGUCUCCAAUACCAGAAAAUAAUGCCAUUGCAAUUAGCAAACAGGAUGGAUCUCUUUUUGCGGCAGCGGGUGAUGCAUGUGCUUAUUGCUGGGAUGUGGAAAGUGGCAAGUGUAAAAUGACCUUUAAGGGGCAUACUGACUAUUUGCAUAGUAUCGCAGUUCGUGAAGCGAACCACCAGGUGGUAACUGGAUCAGAGGAUGGAACAGCCCGUAUCUGGGAUUGCAGAAGUGGGAAGUGUACGCAGACGAUACGUCCAGUACAGAACAAGAAAUUUGAGGGCUCGUGGGUCGGCUGCAUUGCCAUUGAUGCGAGUGAAAGUUGGCUGGCUUGUGGUACUUCUAGUGGUAUAUCAGUUUGGAGUCUUCUUUCAAAUGAGUGCAUCUUUAACGCAGAUUGUGGUGCUCCUGUUCAAGAUCUGUUGUUUGACAAAAAUCAAAUUUUAGCGGUUGGCGCUGAACCUGCGCUCUCCCGUUUCACGAUCAACGGGGUUGUUGUUUCGCAAAUAAAGUGCGCUCCUCCAUCGGCAUUUUCCGUCUCCAUGCAUUCGUCCGGGAUGGCAGCUGUUGCUGGGCAUGGGGGUCUGGUGGAUGUCAUCUCUGGAUUCGGGAGCCAUCUCUGCGCGUUUCGUUGCCGUGGUCUGGAUAGGUAA